GUAAGCGCAAUAGUGUAGACUGUAGGUACAUCAGUAAGUUUUGGUACAAUUUGAACCUGCCUCAGUGACUGCAUACGAUUGAGUUACUAUACUCAGUACACUAAGUAUACACGGCAGUAAUCGACGCAUACGCAUGUUGUGACCUGCACGGUUGCAGUGAAUUUGGCAACGAAUAUUAUAAUAAUUUAUCACCAACGUAAUAUUGUUACUUAUCAUCAUAAUGAUUUCGAGUGAUAUCAUCAAUUAUCUGUUUGAAUCUUCAACGGUUGUCGGCGUUGCUGUUGCAGUAUUGGCAAUAGUUUACUAUUAUUCAACCAACACGUACGGAAAAUGGCGAGAAUUAAAUGUUCCCCAUGUGCCACCGUGGCCGUUAAUCGGUAACACGUUCAAAAUGAUAGCAGCGAUCGAACACCAGGUGGAGACAUUCGACGGAAUUUACAAACGGUUUGCUGGCGAGAAAUAUUGUGGUUUUUAUCAAAUGAAAACGCCAUUCCUGAUGAUCCGUGACCCCGAGCUCAUCAACACCAUACUGAUCAAAGAUUUCCCGAAUUUCGCAGACCGCGGCUUCCACAAGGACCCGUCGACAAACAUACUAGCGAACGGACUGUUCUUUUUGUGUGGUCCCAAAUGGAAAAUAAUGAGACAGAAAUUGAGCCCGGGAUUCUCGUCUGGUAAGUUAAAAAUGACCCACAACCAGAUAGUGGCGUGCAGCGAUGAGUUGAUGCGGUUCAUCGCGACCAAAAUAAAGGAAAACGAUCAGAUCGAAGUCAAGGAGAUCAUGAGUAAAUACUCGACAGACGUCAUCGGGACAUGUGCUUUCGGUUUGAAAUUAGACACUGUCAAGAACAACGAUUCAGAUUUUCGCAAAUACGGAAAACAAAUAAUCCAAACAAAUUUUAGGAUUCUUUUCACCCAAAUGUUGUCACUGACGUCGCCAAGAUUGACAAAACUGUUGGGAAUCUCUGAGUUUUCGCCCGAAGCUUCGGCGUUUUACGAGUCGGCAUUAAACGAGGUCAUCAGGUAUAGGGAGGCUAACGGCAUAGUCAGACAUGACGUGGCACAGAGCUUGAUAGAAGCAAGAAAACAAUUGGUGUUGAAUUCGACAGAAGAAAAUGGAUUUACCGAACAGGACAUUGUUGCAAAUUCGAUCCUAAUGUUUCUUGCCGGUUUUGAACCCGUGUCUUCUACGUUGAGUUUCUGUUUGUAUCAGUUGGCGCUAAACCAAUACAUCCAGGACAAAAUGCGUGAUGAGAUGAAUUCAAAGUCGAAAGAACAUGGAAAAAUGAGCAAUGAUUAUUUAUUGGAUCUCCAUUACACUGAUAUGGUAUUGGCAGAAACAGGGCGUAUGUACGGAGUAACCAGCGCGUUAUUCAGAGAAACAGUGAAUACAUACCACGUGCCAGGCGAGUCUUUGGUUAUUGAAAAGGGGACUAAGGUCAUGAUACCCUUACAUAGUAUUCAUCAUGAUCCAAAAUAUUACCCCGAUCCGUAUACAUUUGAUCCGGAAAGGUUUUCUCCAGAAGAAAAGGCUAAACGGCCGUCUACUACUUACUUACCGUUUGGCGACGGACCACGAUUUUGUAUAGGAAAACGAUUUGCUGAAUUGGAAAUGAAAAUGGUUCUUUCACAACUAUUGACGACGUUUCGAGUUUUACCAUGUGAAAAAACUGAAUAUCCGCUUAAAUUUCGAAACGGUUUACCCAUAUUGGUCACAAAAAAUGGAAUUUGGUUGCGUUUUCAAUCGAUUUAAAAAUGAUUAUUGGUGCUUAUUAACUAAUAACUUAUUAAAAAUUAUACACUCAACUUAUUAUAUUGUGACUAUUACUAAAGGUCAAAAAAAUAUCCAUUUAUAUUUAGUAUACGGUGAUAGGUUAAUCUCAAUAUAUCUAAACUUUAAAUAAUACCUAAAAUAAUUAAAACAAUUGUUUAAAAUAGAUGUUAUUCAUUUUUAUUUAUGGAAAUUAGUGAGUGUCAGGUAUACCAAUAUACAAUUAGUGACAUCUUCAAUAAUGUCUAUUUGACAUGCAUUAUAAUAUAGUACUUAAAACAUAAUAUAAUUAUAUCCUAAUAAUAACUCAAUGUGCUAAAUAAAUUCACAAUUAUUUUAUAAUUUAAUAAAAAAAAUUAAUAUCAUUGUAUUUGUAACAUGUAGAUAUACACGAAACGCCAUAUUUUACACAAUAAAACUAAAGUUAACAAGAGUCAAGAGAUAUAGUAAACAAAUGAAACGUUUUAUUUUAUAUGAGUAUUUACAUUUUAUACGUAAUAGCUUAUAGCAUUGGUUAUUGAAUACGCUAUUCUAUUGGUCUAUUGAAUAGUCCACUAUUCUACAAUGAAUGGUAAUAUACUAAUAUGUUCGUAGUUGUUAAUUUUAUAUUUGUAUUGUUAUCCGUAUUGUACCCGCGAAUGUUACCGACGUAUGAUUCAUGUAAAUUAUAUAAUAUUAUACAGUAUACACGAUUGUCGAGUAUAUUAUGUUGCCUAUGCGCGUGUCUUCCUAA
Rhopalosiphum padi (bird cherry-oat aphid) is the source of this 2501-nucleotide messenger RNA. RefSeq names its product probable cytochrome P450 6a13. The transcript is spliced from 4 exons. Lineage: Eukaryota; Metazoa; Arthropoda; Insecta; Hemiptera; Aphididae. Bases 221 to 1750 code for a protein of 509 amino acids. Gene Ontology annotation, molecular function: iron ion binding; oxidoreductase activity, acting on paired donors, with incorporation or reduction of molecular oxygen; monooxygenase activity. The record is from RefSeq and is a predicted model, not a curated record.